Molecule: messenger RNA, 1235 nt
Organism: Ricinus communis (castor bean)
Lineage: Eukaryota; Viridiplantae; Streptophyta; Magnoliopsida; Malpighiales; Euphorbiaceae
Product: inorganic pyrophosphatase 2
Exons: 5
Coding region: 258-1085 (275 amino acids)
Molecular function (GO): phosphatase activity
Source: RefSeq, a predicted model, not a curated record
UCGUAGUGUUUCCAACUUACCACAGAAUUAAAACACGUCCAUGUAAUAUUCCAUUGGCAUCCGAAUCCCUUUCCUUUUUAUAACUCUUUAUUAUUCUUUAAAUUUCUCACACAUACACACGCGUCUAGAGAAGCCACCUUUUUCCUCGUAUAAAUUGGACCGCUCUGCACGACAAGAAGUCAUACAAACAAAGAACUUCCCAAGACUUGCAAUUUCUUGAUCUUUCUUGCUUCUUUUUUCUUUCUUUUCUUGAGCAAAUGGCUGGAAUUUUGGUUGUUUUCGAUUUUGACAAGACCAUUGUUGAUGUUGAUAGCGAUAAUUGGGUUAUUGAUGAACUCGGUUUUACUGACUUGUUCAAUCAACUCCUUCCUACCAUGCCUUGGAACUCUCUCAUGGAUAGGAUGACGAAGGAGCUUCAUUCACAAGGAAAAACCAUUGAAGACAUGGUUGAGGUCUUGAAACGUAUUCCUAUCCAUCCUAGAGUUAUCCCUGCUAUCAAAUCAGCUCAUGCUUUAGGGUGUGAACUGAGGAUUGUAAGUGAUGCAAAUGUGUUCUUCAUUGAGACAAUCUUGAAACAUCUCGGAUUAAGAGAUUAUUUCUCUGAAAUUAACACAAACCCAGGAUUUGUUGAUGAUGAAGGAAAAUUAAGGAUUUUCCCUUACUAUGAUUUUACUCAAUCUUCCCAUGGCUGCAGCCUUUGCCAACCAAACAUGUGUAAGGGACACAUCAUUGAAAGAAUUCAAGCUUCAAUGUCAAAGGAAGAUAAAAGCAAGAAAAUUAUCUAUCUUGGGGAUGGUGCUGGUGAUUAUUGUCCAAGCCUGAAGCUUACAGAGGCAGAUUAUUUAAUGCCAAGGAAGAAUUUCCCAGUGUGGGAUUUAAUUUGCAGCAAUCCUAUGGUUAUCAAGGCAGAGAUUCAUGAAUGGACUGACGGAGAAGAGCUCGGACGUGUUCUGAUUGAGAUCAUUGAUAGAAUUUGUUUGGAAGAGAGAAAUGGCAGCUCUGAUCAAUUGUUCUCAUCAGAUUGCAAGUUGCAGACUGUAUCAAUUGCUGCCUUGCCUCAAGCUGUUCCUGUUCCUCGUUAUUAGAUAAGUAGAGAAAGACUUUUCUAGGCAAUUAGAGAAAGAGAAGGAGAGGUGGUGAUGACUCUCAACACAUUGGACUCGUUUGUGGAAGCCUGGAAUAUUGUACUCUCGCUAUUAUUUUCAGAAGAACUGUCAUUAAUAUUUGCCGAAGUU